AUGAAACUAUCAACAAUUGUCAAAGCUAAAGAACACUAUAAUCUUUUGGUUCUUGGAGCCGGUGCCGGUGGUUUAGCUGUUUCAUCGCAUUUUUCAAGAACAUUACCAAAAGGAAAUGUUGGUGUUAUUGAACCUAGUUCUGUUCAUUAUUAUCAACCUGGAUUUACACUUGUUGGUGGUGGAAUUUUUCCUAAAAGUCAUUUUACAAGAAAGGAAGAAACAUUGAUGCCUUCAAAUGUAACAUGGAUAAAAGAUAAGGUUGGAAAAAUUUUACCUGAAAAACAAGUUGUUGAAACAUUUGAUGGAAAAGAAAUUUCAUAUAAUUUUUUGGUUAUCGCAACAGGUGUCCAAUUACGAUAUGAUUUAAUAGAAGGAUUAGAAGAUGGUUUAGCAAUGAAAGAUAAUAAAGUUAUUUCUACCUAUUCACCAGAAACAGUUGAAAAAGUUUAUAAUGCAUUUCAAAAUUUUGAAAAAGGUAAAGCUGUUUUUACUUUUCCAAAUGCUCCUAUAAAAUGUCCAGGUGCACCACAAAAAAUUUGUUACCUGUUUGAUGAUUAUUUAAGAAAGACUAACAAAAGAAAGAAUGCUGAAAUUAUUUAUAAUACAAUUUUACCAAGAAUUUUUGGUAUUGAAAGAUAUUCUAAUGUUUUAACAGAAUAUGCUAAAUCAAAAGAUAUUCAUGUUAAUUAUAGAACAAGUUUAUCAAAAGUUGAUCCUAUUACAAGGGUAGCUACUUUUGAUAUUUUAAAUGAGACAAUGCAACCUACUGGUGAGAUAAAAAAAAUUGAUUAUGACUUACUUCAUGUUGGACCACCAUGUUCUCCAGUUGAAGGUUUAAGAAAUACAGCUAAAAAUAAUGAUGGUUUAACUGAUAAAAUUGGUUUUGUUGAUGUUGAUAAAAAUACUCUUCAAAGUAAACAAUAUAAAAAUAUUUUUGGUAUUGGAGAUUGUACAAAUUUUCCAUCUCCAAAAACUGCUGCAGCUGUAAGUUCACAUUUUAAAACUAUUAAAUAUAAUCUUCAAAAAGUAAUGGAUGGUGGUAAUGUUGAACCAUUAUAUGAUGGUUAUACAUCAUGUCCAUUAGUUCUUUCAAGUAAUAAAUGUAUCUUAGCUGAAUUUAAUUAUGAUGGACCAAUAGAAACAACACCAUUUAAUCAAAGUAAACCUAGUAGACUUGCUUUUAUUGGAAAAGCAUAUGGUUUUCCUAUGUUAUAUUGGGAUUAUCUUUUAAAAGGCCGCUGGUCUGGACCAAGUACAAUAAGAAAAAUAUUACACCUUGGAAUGAGUAAAUAA
Strongyloides ratti is the source of this 1293-nucleotide messenger RNA. RefSeq names its product Pyridine nucleotide-disulphide oxidoreductase, FAD/NAD(P)-binding domain-containing protein. The transcript has 3 exons. NCBI's taxonomy places the organism in Eukaryota, Metazoa, Nematoda, Chromadorea, Rhabditida, Strongyloididae. Gene Ontology annotation, cellular component: mitochondrion. The record is from RefSeq and is a predicted model, not a curated record. The coding region runs from base 1 to 1293 and encodes 430 amino acids. Gene Ontology annotation, molecular function: FAD binding; sulfide:quinone oxidoreductase activity.